AUGGGUUCGAAAGUAUGGAAAUUUUCAGUGUCCAUAGCUGGCAAGUUACAGCCUAAGGCUUUAGGUCGUGCUGAGUUAAGAUUGUCUUCAACUAAACCUUCACUUCCGAUCCUAACGUUGUAUACCAAGGUAACACUAGCUGAAAUUUGUAUAUGAAAAAUUUGUAAGUAUAGCCUAUAAUGUAUAAGUUAACAGCACAAUUUUCAAUCCGGGUUUUAAUACAUUUUCACUCCACAACAUCUAAAUGCUUUUUGUGUCUCAGAGAUGCUGCUCAUCUCUGGAAAAAAAUUUAAAAUUGGAAAAUGUUCAUAAAGACCCUUUCUUGAACAAAUAUGAACAUUCUAUAUUGGCUGAUAUAUUAGAUGCAUAGAUGAAACAUUUCACUCCUAUACCUGCCAACUCUCACGCCUGCGGGUUGAAAACUUCGAUCUCACGCCGGCUCACGCCUGCGCGCCAAUUUCUCACGCCUGAUUGAAAAAUGUGAGUUGUUGCCGUCCUGCUUGACACAAUUUCCAAAAAUACGUUAACUCAGACCCAUGUAAGGAACGAAAACCAUGUGUAAAAUGAAUAAAUGGCAAUACCUUCCUCGUGACCUCUGAUUUUUGAAGUGAAAAGCACUGGGAGCGAGCUCGCCUUUGGCAGACUUCGGCAGACUUCGGACGUCUUCGGAAGACUUCGGACGUCUUCGGAAGCCUUCGGACUUCUUCGGGAAUGAUCGUGUCGUCUUCAAAAAUCCCAGCACUCCCAGGAUAAAAAUCUGACGCUUAUAUCUCAGAAAAAGUUGGCAGGUAUACACUCCUUACUUGUAGAACUCUACUUUCCGGCUGAAUACAUAAAUCAAUAUAAGGUUUGAGACUGAACUAGCCACCUGUUCAUAGAGGAUUUACUGAUGAGAAGCAAAGUUAUUCUUAUUCCAGUUGUUUAUUGUCUUUAGCAGGUCUGUCCACUCUGUGAUGAUGCCAAGGCAGUACUAGAAAGUUUCAAGCGCAGGGUCUGUUCAUCAAUCAAUCAAUAAAUCAUCAAUCAAUCAGUCAGUCAGUGAAUCCCAAUCCUGCUGAGGCUUUUCAAAACCUGACCAACUUUAAGACAGCACUAGUUCAUUUUGCCACUCUCUUUAAGACAUAUUAUAUUACAGCUCUUAUUUCUUUAACCCUGAUUCCCUUUGUUUCAGCAUAGAAUUAAAGAAAUUUUUUUAAACUAGCAUCACGAAAUUAAUAUUUUUUUGGACCCCCCCCCCCCAAAAAAACUGCUGGUUCCACAAAUGUAGACCACUCAUCCCCAGCCCUGCACUAGACCAAAUAAGGGAGAGUGCCAUUUGCUAAAAUGAGUCUCACUUGCUCUGUAAGGGCUGACUUCUGUUAUUCAGUUCCUCUUCUUUUAAAAAAUGUGCUAAUGUUUGGUUAAAACUGGUCAUUGUUUUUUUGUUUUCAGUUUCAUUUUGAGGAAGUGGAUAUCACAGAAAAGGGCAACGAAGCAUGGUUUUCAAAGUAUAAAUAUGAAAUUCCAGUGUUUCACUUAAAUGGAACAUUUUUAAUGAAGCACAGAGUGAAUGAGGAAUUACUUGAGAAGGAGCUGAGAAAGUGUGAGGACAAUCCAGAUGCUACAUAAAUGAGCAAUAUCAACUUUUACGUUAAAAUGUAUAUGGUACUCUGAAUGUACCUGCAAGUCCCGUGCCGUAAUGAAUUUAGGAAAGAAUUGUAAAUUAAGCCUCUAUUAAAUGGUCACUUCUAUCAAGCCACUGCAACCUGUGACCUUCUGGCCAUCUAGCUGAGAGUUCUCUUAUUGUUAUCACCUCCGUUAAGCAGCCAUCAAGUGCUUGAUACACUUAGUUAACCUUUGGCUUCAUUUUAAAAACGUGUUGAAGAAAAGUGCUGUCUGAGAUAUGAAGGUGAC
This is a messenger RNA of Porites lobata, 1893 nucleotides long. The record is from the annotation of a GenBank genome assembly. Lineage: Eukaryota; Metazoa; Cnidaria; Anthozoa; Scleractinia; Poritidae.